Osmerus eperlanus (European smelt) is the source of this 6363-nucleotide messenger RNA. RefSeq names its product probable ATP-dependent RNA helicase ddx6. Gene Ontology annotation, biological process: negative regulation of translation; P-body assembly; cytoplasmic stress granule assembly. Bases 981 to 2441 code for a protein of 486 amino acids. Gene Ontology annotation, cellular component: P-body; cytoplasmic stress granule. The transcript has 11 exons. The record is from RefSeq and is a predicted model, not a curated record. Lineage: Eukaryota; Metazoa; Chordata; Actinopteri; Osmeriformes; Osmeridae. Gene Ontology annotation, molecular function: mRNA binding; ATP binding; RNA helicase activity.
AUGAAGCGAAGGAGACCAUGUUGAAUUAGCAAGAACAAACACAAUAGAGACGAAUUAAUUCGGGUGAAUUUAACAAUCUAAGUCUUAUAGCGAAACAAGUAACUAAUCUGCCACACACAGAAGAUUAGUUGUAACACCAUCAUCGGAGAAAGGUUUGGUUUGCUGACUGACAGCGGAGGAAACAACCUGCUCAAGCCCUCUCACACUCAACCACACUCUUAAACACACACACACCGAGAGAGAACCUGUGGCGUCUAGAAGUCAGAGACCCCAGGAGCACCGGACAGGAGGAGCCAAAGGCGAACUUAAAAGCGUUUGCUUUUGGACUGUAGUACCCUUUGUAUAUUUUGAACAUCAGGAAAGGUAUUUUUUUCCCCUCAAGUGGAGAUCUAUAAAAACAGUGGAAAGCAAAUAUUGAUCAAGGAUUGUAUUUUUUUGGGGGAAAUAUUUGUAUAAAGAUUCAAGAACAUAUUUUCAAGGACAAAGACAUUGAGCGUUUCUAAAGGACUCAAAAACAUAAGGAAAUACUGUUGUUGAAAUCGAAAAAUAGAAACCGAAGUUAACUAAGAUUAUAAAAUCUGAUUCUAUCCCCUCAGUGAAAAUUGCCUUAGCUGUUCUAUUUCAGGACCUAAACCCCUUGAUACUUGUUCACAUAUAAUUUUCUAUAUUGUGUGCAGGUAUUUAUGCAUAUGAAUGCAAAUUUCUCUUCAUUUUGAAGAGCUCUUGUAUAAAGACUUAUUUUUCCGUACGUCAGUCACUCUGUUGUUAUAGGGGCCUGAACUGAACGUAUCUGUGUAUAUGUAAAUACUAUAAAUUGACUUCUGUUGUCAGAGCUUUGAACAAAACAGAAUAGAAAAUAUGAUUUGUUAAUGCUUUAAUAGACUUUCUACUUUUUGGAGAAGCUUUUUGAGGAAAGAACUUAAGAGGGGGGAGAAAAGGAAAAAAAAAGAUUUAAAGAAGAAAAUAAACAAAAGGAAGAAAUGGCAACCGCCAGAACAGAGAGUCUUGGCCCUGUUGUCAUGGGACUGAACAAGCAGAACGGGCAGCUAAGAGGACAGCCCAAGCCGGCCUCACCUCAAUCAGGACCCCUAGCCAUGGGAAAGGUGACAGGGCUCGCCCAGAAAGCAGGAGGUGUGCCUCAGGAGGGAACUGGCAUCAGGUUUGGGGAUGACUGGAAAAAGAGCCUGCAGCUUCCUCCCAAAGACACCAGGGUCCGGACUUCGGACGUGACUUCCACCAAGGGGAAUGAGUUUGAGGAUUACUGUCUGAAACGAGAGCUACUGAUGGGCAUCUUUGAGAUGGGCUGGGAGAAGCCUUCCCCUAUCCAGGAGGAGAGCAUCCCCAUUGCCCUGUCCGGCCGUGACAUCCUGGCCAGGGCUAAGAACGGGACCGGAAAGAGCGGUGCCUACCUUAUCCCCAUGUUGGAGAGAAUAGACCUGAAGAAGGAUCACAUACAAGCCAUGGUAAUGGUCCCUACCCGUGAGCUGGCCCUGCAGGUGAGCCAGAUCAGCAUCCAGAUCAGCAAACACCUUGGAGGGGUGAAGGUCAUGGCCACCACCGGAGGAACCAACCUGCGCGAUGACAUCAUGCGCCUGGACGAGACCGUGCAUGUGGUCAUAGCAACACCUGGCAGGAUCCUGGACUUGAUAAAGAAGGGUGUGGCCAAAGUGGACCGAGUCCAGAUGAUGGUGAUGGAUGAGGCAGAUAAGCUGCUGUCUCAGGACUUUGUGGUUCUUAUCGAAGAUAUCAUCAGCUUCCUGGCUAAGAACAGGCAGAUCCUGCUCUACUCUGCCACCUUUCCCAUGAGCGUGCAGAAAUUCAUGGCCAAGCACCUUCAGAAGCCCUAUGAGAUCAACCUGAUGGAGGAGCUGACUCUGAAGGGCAUCACCCAGUACUACGCCUACGUUACCGAGCGACAGAAAGUUCACUGCCUCAACACGCUCUUCUCCAGGCUGCAGAUCAAUCAGUCCAUCAUUUUUUGCAACUCCACCCAGCGAGUUGAGCUCCUAGCCAAGAAGAUCACCCAGCUGGGCUACUCCUGUUUCUAUAUCCAUGCCAAGAUGAUGCAGGAGUACAGGAACCGUGUUUUCCACGACUUCAGAAACGGGCUCUGCAGAAAUCUGGUCUGCACAGAUUUGUUCACCAGAGGUAUUGACAUUCAGGCGGUCAACGUCGUCAUCAACUUUGACUUCCCCAAGAACGCUGAGACGUACCUUCAUCGCAUCGGCAGAUCUGGGCGGUUUGGUCACCUGGGCCUGGCCAUUAACUUGAUCACCUCGGAGGACCGCUUCAACCUGAAGUCCAUCGAGGACCAGCUGGUGACUGACAUCAAGCCCAUCCCCGGUAGCAUCGACAAGAGCCUGUACGUGGCCGAGUUCCACACCUCCAACCCAGACUGUGAGGUGGAGGAGAAGGCCGGUCGGCAGCAAGGGGAACCCUAAGCCCCUAAUCCAGUGAGUCCCACCCCAAGAAAAGCCUACAUUUCCCACAUUUUUGCAAAAGUAGUUCUCUUCCUAUGUCCCAAAGCAGCUGCUUAGCAUUUGCAGAGAUGCGAUUCGAAUGGGAUCAGUGUGUAUUAAACAAUGUUAGUUCCAACCAGCUAAAUCACAGGGAUCGUUUAGGUCUUCUCCUAUUGAUUAUUCUGUUGAAAACUGUUUCUCAUGAUUCACAAAUACUGCAGGAGGGAGUAAGGGGUUAAUUAGCAACCCCUCCUUCCCCCCUUUCCUUGAGCCCUGUGUUGUCCCCCAUCUCUCUCUAAUCCCUGACAUCUUGUCUUUCAUCUAGGACAGUAAGACAGAACCAGGCUUUUGUACGAAGUCCUGCUCUUGCACACUGGCUUAAGGCACCUCUUCAAAUUUCACAGAUGUCAAGGAUUUUAUGUUUUGUUUUAAUUUCUUUUAUUUCACUGAGAGCUGGCCGCAGAUUGUUCAUUGAAAUUUUCCAACCGUUCUGUUUUGCACCGAGCUAACUCACCCCAUGCACCAUACUUUACAGUCUCUUUAGAAGAAGCCUUUUUGUUUUUUUAUUUAUUUUUUAGUACAGCAGAUGGUCCGGGGGAACACGUGCUUGUUAAGUUGUUUUUAACCUGUUCUGAAUAUGUAGCCCUCCCAAGUUUAUGGCUAGCAAGUAUAAACUAGGUCUAUGGAUAUUAGAGGUGACUUCCACCAGCCAUCCUCCUCGCUCACAGUCCUCUCUCUCCAGUUGUCACUCAAGUGCCUUGAUUACUCCCACAUGCACUCUCAUCCAUUCAUACGUCUGUUUUUCAUGACAACCAGAAUAUGAGCACAAUUAAGCUAAAUAGUGAACCUGGAAUUUUCUUUGGUAUCCGUUAUGCAAUUUAAUUGUUGUACGCAGCGAGGGCAAGUCCCUCUGUCCUUUGAGACGUGCAGUGACCCGGCUCGAGGUUAUCACUUUUUAGAUGUGAACUUUGCAAUAAAAAGCAUCUUUAUUUUGACGUGACUGCUUUCAUGUCACUAUGGAAACAUUCUUUGAAGUUGGAGCGAAUAGGAUUUAAUCACCAAAAGACAGACUGCCCAUAAUAAAGCUAUUGAUGUUAGUCUAAAAUUAAACACAACACAGGAUUAAUUAUAUGACCAGGUCACGACCAGUAUCGUCACAAGUAUCGUCUAGCUAAUUACUGCUCAGCUUGUGCCAUGUGGCCUGAUUUUUAACCCUGAACUGGAAUUCCAUUAUUAUUUCACAGUGGUGAAGAUUUUUAUAUGACUUCUCUGGGCUGCAAUUUGGUAAUAUGCACAGGGUUUUGUUAAGGUAACUAUUAGGUGCUCUGGAAGUUUACAUGGUGCAGAACAAAAAGGUUGACACUUUCUUUGCCCCCUCCCCCCAAACCAUGUGUAAGCCCAUUAGGUUAAAGGCCAACAUUUUUCGUCCGUUUCUUCAGACCCAUGUUAACUUGAGGUCUUUGAAUGUAUUUAAUGCCAAUUUAUUAUUUCAGCCCGGUGGUAAAUGCCAAUCCCUCAAAGCUCUCUGAUAAUUCUCUUCAUCCAAACUCCAGGAGAAAAAUUGAGGCAUUUUGAUAGAAUGGAUAAGGAUUGCAAGGCAAUCUUCUUGUGUGAUUUCAUCAUACUUCUACUUUAUUGAUAUGAGGCCCCUGUUCGUUUGUUUGUUUUAUAUAUAUAUAUUGAGCAAGUAUAAUAUCAUCGCCUGAGGGUCUGGUUUAUUUUGAAAGCAAAGUUGUAGCAUCUUCAAACUGGCAGCUGUGAUUUUUUUUUUUUGACCCUCCUUUAAAAAAAAAUAAAAAAAAAACCAUAGGUAGAGAUGAAAGCAGAAAACAAAUCGAUACAUUUGGUUAUUUUCAAACUAAUUUUAUUGAUGAUGCUUUGCUGAGCAGGUAGGGGAUAUUGCUGGUAUUUGGGACUUCGGGAAAGCUUUUGGUGGGUUUGUGAAAUCCAAGUCUUCAAGAUGUCAUGUUGCUCUGGCAUCUUGAAUUUUUUCCUCUCUCCGGUACUUAAACUUUUACCACAACAACAAUCGCAACAGUUUUUGUUUUGAAAUCCUCAUACUUUUAGUUCCAAUGUACAGGUUGGACAAUUACCAUUACCAUUGUUUUGCUUUAAGUGCUUGAGAGAAUGCUAACCUAGCACAGUCAUAUUGGGGUGCUUUUUCUGAUCUUGUAACCUGAUUAUCUUCCAUCUUUGUGAGAAAGUAUCACAUUUAUAGAAGAAAUUCAGGAACACACCCCAGAUUAGCUUGGUCAGUCUUUUUACGAGGUGUUCUGAAUCAUUUUGAGGAAAUGAGGUGAAAAUGAUUCUUAGUUUACACAAGGCGUUUACAAGUACAAAAAGAAAUAUUUGCUUCAUGGUGGUCAAGAGUUAGAUUUUUUUUUUUUUUUUUUCAUCCUUUUGGUAACUGACUUUCAGGAUUUACAUUGAAGCAAAACCAAAAAAGUGUAGUGUGUGUGAAUGAAAGACAACGAGAAUGAGUGUGUGAAUGAAAGACAACGAGAAUGAGUGUGUGUGAAUCAGUUAGAAUGCUGUAUGUUUCAUCAAUGUUUUGUGUCUGCGAUUGUAAGAGUGGCAUAUAAUGUCUUAAUACUCUUUUUGGGUGUUGGCAAAUGACUUCCAAUUUACUAGUCUCCUCUUGUAACCCGUACCCUGCUAGCACAGAACAGGUCAAAGCACUGUGAAGUACAGAAUGCAUAAAUAGUUAAGGGCAGGUUGCUGCAUAUUCCCAUCUCGGCUCCUAUGUCAAUGCUUACCAAGGAGACCAGUAAAAGGGGAGCGUUUAGUGUUGAUGGAGCUUUUGUCAGUUGGUAAAGUCUGGAUGCGUGUCACAAUCGAAAAUAAUGUCUAACUGCAUACGUUUGGCUGUUGAGUCGGGUAUACCUGUGUGAAUGAUUAUGAAUGUGUGAAUGGGGGGAGGGGGGGGGUGUAACUUUCCUGGUAACCUUCAGGUAUGUAGAGUAACCAUGUUCACAGCAACCUGUUUAGAACAUGAGUAAGAAAAGCUUUCAACAGCGGGGAUUGGGGCUGGGUUUGGGUUUAAUGUAAUGUAGCAAUCAUAGUAUUGCUGCAUAAGGUUUGAACAGAAUAAAAUGACGACUCCCAAGAAAAUCUGAAACCAGAGGGGUCUAUUAUUCUCAUAUUGGAGAAGUAUUAAUUGACAAACAGCAUCUCCAAAUAUUUCCAGGACAUUAAAUUGGAUUAUGCAGACAUUCGGGACGUUAUGAGAUCUCAUAUAUCAUAAUGGACCGAAGACAGUCCUAAGAGGUAACACUGAGACAAUAGAAGCAGUCUUUUCUCAAUUCAAAUUUCUUUUUUAAAAUAUGUGUAAGUAAUCUGAAGUCCUGUUCGCCCGGGAUACGCACCCUGUAUGUAACAGUUGACAUACAUUUCUGUUGUCACAAAAGGCCGGUUGAGUAUAUUAUCUAGACUUCAGCUCAGUCCUGUUUUUGAUUUUUUUUGGGGGGUGGGGGUUUGGUCAGGGGUGUCAUGUACACACCUUUGGUGGCAAUUUAUCUUAUUUGUUGUUUUCAAACCUGUUACGCACCCCAACAACAGUUGAGAAACAAAGAACUUGCGUUUACUUAUGAAAAAACGUAACCAGAAAGCCCUGAAUUUUUCCUUAAACUGAGCGCCAUGUUCAAUAGUCAAUAAGUAUAAUAAAGCUACAAUUAAAGCAUUUUCAUCAUGUGGAGGUUUAUAUAUGAAUUGAAUUUGCUGUUUUGAUUGGCAUAUACUCUAGUAUUGUUUUGAUUGGCUACUAUUACAAUACAGGUUUUAUGCAUUCCUUGUGAUUUCUCUGUUUGGCUGUAUCCCCUCUACUAAAAACUGAAGCAAUACAGAAGAUUACACUGUAAGUAAAUGCAGGCGAUCAUUGGACUUAAUAAAUUGAAUUGAAAUUAAA